Aspergillus clavatus NRRL 1 is the source of this 1074-nucleotide messenger RNA. Its product is annotated as putative glycosyl hydrolase. Lineage: Eukaryota; Fungi; Ascomycota; Eurotiomycetes; Eurotiales; Aspergillaceae. Gene Ontology annotation, molecular function: hydrolase activity, hydrolyzing O-glycosyl compounds. Gene Ontology annotation, biological process: peptidoglycan turnover; carbohydrate metabolic process. Bases 1 to 1074 code for a protein of 357 amino acids. The record is from RefSeq and is a predicted model, not a curated record. The transcript has a single exon.
AUGAAGUGGACUACGCUCCUCUUCCCCGUCCUUGCCGUCGCGCACACCACCACCACCACCACCACCACCAGAACCAUCAGCACGAGCCACGUCGCCUCCCAUGUCAUCUACUCUUAUCCAGGCGUACAGCCCCCCUCCGACCUCCUAGACCUCAUCUCCCAAGGCAAAGUCGGCGGCCUCAUCCUGUUCGGCGAAAACGUCGACGACAACCUCCCCGCCACAAUCCAGUCCCUCCAGGAUGCCUACGCUUCCAGCCCGGCCUAUCUCGGCACCCCGCUCCUCAUCAUGACGGACCAGGAGGGCGGCGAAGUUGUCCGUCUCCCCGGCGGGCCAGCCCUGUCUGCCAAACAGGUCGGCGCCUCGGCCAACCCGGCCAAGACGGCCAGCCAGACCGGCGCGCAGGCCGCCGCCGUGCUGGCCAAGUAUCACAAUAACGCGAACUUGGCCCCCGUGCUGGACGUAUACCGCGAGAAGGGCGACUUCGAGGACCGCUACCAGCGCUCGUACGGGAAUACCUCGGCGCUGGUGAGCGAGUGUGCCACGGCGUUCAUCACUGCGCAGCAGAAGGCGGGCGUGAUCGCGACGGGGAAGCAUUUCCCCGGUCUCGGGGCGGCGGGCGCGGAUGAGAAUACCGAUGUUCUACCCGUGAGUAUUGGGCUGGACCUGGAAACGUUGCGCGAGGUCGACGAGGCCCCGUAUAAGGCGGCCAUUGCCGCGGGGCUGGAGAUGGUCAUGGCCUCGUGGGCGGUCUACCCGGCUGUGGAUAAGAAGCCGGCGGGGUUGAGUACGACAUGGAUUCAGGGGGAGCUACGUGGGAGACUCGCGUUCAAGGGAGUGACGAUCACGGAUGCGAUCGAGGCGGGUGGGUUGACGGGCUACGGGAAUGACGCCGAGCGCGGCGUGUUGGCGACGCAGGCCGGCAUGGAUCUGAUCCUCGCGGCAGCAAGGAACGUCACGCAGGGCGAGGCAAUUGUAGAUGCACUAGUGCAGGGGCUGCAAAGCGGGAACAUCAACGGGGAAGCUUUCGAUGCUGCAACGGCGCGCAUUCUGGAUUUGCGCAAGAAAUACGCAUGA